AUGGAGACUUUUGCAACCAAAGCUACUAGGUCUUCUUUGGUCAGGGACAUUCUGAAAUUAUUCCCUAAGCUAGGCGGUGUAGGCCAUAAAGGACAAAGUGGUAAACUAGUUGUUCUUGGAGGCAGUAAAGAUUACACAGGAGCUCCAUUUUAUGCUGCAAUCUCUUCAAUUAGAGCUGGUGGAGACUUAUGUAAGGUUCUUGCUACAGCUGAGGCUAGCCCAAUUAUUAAAGGAUACUCUCCAGAAUUGAUAGUCACUCCUUAUGAUGAAAUUGAUUUCUCAAAAGAUGAAAGCCAAGAGAAAAUAGAUACCUUAAAAAGCAAACUUAAGUUCUAUCAUACUCUUGUAAUGGGUUGAGGCCUUGGUAUUGAUGGUGAGAUGAAACAGAAAAACGAUCCCAUCAUGCUCAAACAAUUGAUGACCCACGCUGCUGAGACUAAUAUGAUGCUUGUAGGAGAUGCAGAUUUUUGCCAUUAUUUGAAAUCUUCAAAAAUAGUAAUGGACUUGUAUACUUCCCCUGAUGAAGCUCUGAGGAUUCCUGAGAGGACAAUCUUGACUCCUAACAUUAUGGAGUUUAAGAGAAUCUGGAACUCCUUGUAUUCUGAGGAUUAUGACCCCGAAUACUCCUUAAUUGACCUCUAUGAAAGUCUUUCUGAAGAUAUUGGAGAGUUAGACUUAUCACUCAGCAUCUCACAGGAUGUUACGAGAGUUGCCAACUCUUUGAAUGGAGCAACUAUCCUGAAGAAAGGGCUGGUCGACAUUAUCUCUGAUGGCAACAGAGUCUUCUAUGUUAAAACUAAAGGUAGCCUAAAGAGAUGUGGAGGCCAAGGAGAUGUACUAGCAGGCACAAUUGGAACAUAUGCAUAUUAUGCAAAGCUUGUUAAAGAAAAUGAGGAAACUGUGCUCGAAAGUUUCACUAAAGAAGAAAAUCCUCUACUUCUUGCAGCUGUAGCUGGCUCAGUAAUAACUAGAAUGGCUUGAAGCGCUGCUUUUGAGAUGAAAGGGAGAUCAUUAGCUCUCCCAGAUAUUCUUGAAAAUUAUAGAGUUGAAGAAUAUCUCGAAAGCCUCAAAUCUUCAAUUUAG
Messenger RNA from Moneuplotes crassus, 1083 nucleotides. The record is from the annotation of a GenBank genome assembly. NCBI's taxonomy places the organism in Eukaryota, Ciliophora, Spirotrichea, Euplotida, Euplotidae.